This is a messenger RNA of Aureobasidium namibiae CBS 147.97, 2658 nucleotides long. RefSeq lists its product as uncharacterized. Lineage: Eukaryota; Fungi; Ascomycota; Dothideomycetes; Dothideales; Saccotheciaceae. The transcript is spliced from 4 exons. The coding region runs from base 1 to 2658 and encodes 885 amino acids. The record is from RefSeq and is a predicted model, not a curated record. Gene Ontology annotation, biological process: chloride transport; transmembrane transport. Gene Ontology annotation, molecular function: voltage-gated chloride channel activity. Gene Ontology annotation, cellular component: membrane; Golgi apparatus; early endosome.
AUGUCAGCACCUUUGAACUCCCACAGCAAUGACGCUGUCGAGGCCGAGUCCAGUCGCAAUCCAUACGAGUCGCCAUAUCUCGAGUCCCCGAUCGACAAUGACCGUGAUGGUGGCCUGAACAUACACACCUCAUUCAGCUCCGACUUCCGCACAUCGUCUGCACACCUUCAUUCGCCCUUGUCCACAAGCCGCAGUCCGUCGCCUGCAUUCCACCACUCGUCUCAUCUACAGCAACGCCGUGUCAGCUCACGCUCACCCGUUCAGCCCACCACUGCCACCAUCCUCUCCUACCUCAACACUCCCUCCGUCGCAACAGACGCAAAAGAUCCUUCUGCUCUCGACUGGUAUGCCGAAGGUCCUGGUCGUCGUGUCGGCUACGACAACCUGACUGCUAUCGACUGGAUCUUCGAAUACGCAAAAGAAAGACAACGACUACGCGCCUUACGAUCAAAUGCCGUCGGUCUGCUAGGAUACUUCCAACUGCUCGCCGAUAGCAGUCAGACUUGGAUCAUACUGGUCGCUACUGGAGUAGCUGUUGGUACCAUCGCUGCUGCCAUUGAUAUCACAAGUGGCUGGUUGGGCGACCUCAAGGCUGGCUAUUGCAGCAACGUCAAAGAUGGUGGGGAAUUCUAUCUGAACAGAGGCUUCUGUUGCUGGGGUCAAAAAGACUACGAGACAUGUCCGGACUGGCAGUUGUGGAGCCAUGGGAUAGGUGUGACUUCCAGUGCUGGUAGCUGGAUCAUCAACUUUGUCUUGUACCUUGCCUACUCGGUCCUGUUCGCGUCCGUCGCUACCUAUCUUGUCACCAGAUUUUCGACUUAUGCCAAGCAGAGUGGUAUACCCGAGAUCAAGACUGUGCUUGGAGGCUUCGUCAUUCGUCGUUUCAUGGGCGUCUGGACCUUGGUCACCAAAUCCGUCGGUCUAUGUCUAGCAGUAGCUUCUGGUCUAUGGCUCGGCAAGGAAGGCCCUCUGGUUCAUGUCGCUUGCUGUUGCGCCAAUCUGUUCAUGAAGCCUUUUGAAAGCAUCAACAGCAACGAAGCCCGCAAGCGUGAAGUCUUGUCUGCCGCUUCUGCUUCUGGCAUAUCAGUUGCUUUCGGUGCACCCGUUGGUGGUGUGCUGUUCAGUCUGGAGUCACUCUCGUACUACUUCCCUGACAAGACUAUGUGGCAAUCUUUCGUGUGUGCCAUGAUUGCGGCCUUCACCCUCAAGGCGGUCGAUCCCUUCCGUACAGGCAAGACUGUGCCAUACUCUGUUACUUAUCACACUGGCUGGCACGGCUUCGAAAUGGUUGCAUACGCCAUCAUCGGUGUGCUUGGAGGCCUUUAUGGUGGUCUAUUGAUCAAGUUGAAUAUGCGACUGGCAGCGCUCCGAGACUCACCUCGCUACCCGCUCAAGGGCAAACCUAUUCUGGAGGUCUGCAUAAUCACCAUUGCCACUUCUGUCAUCGCUUUCCCUGUCACCUUCCUCCGCGCUCAGGCCUCGGAACUGGUUUACUACCUCUUCGCAGAGUGCAAAGAUAUCGAAUCUGAUCCUCUCGGAUUGUGCAAAAGCGGAAUCGCCAAUACUGGAGUCAUUUUCCUGCUACUGAUUUCCGCCAUCGUCGGAUUCUUCUUCACAGCCUUGACUUUUGGUCUUCAGAUCCCUGCUGGCAUCUUGCUCCCGUCCAUGACAAUCGGCGCUCUAUACGGCCGCGUCAUUGGCCUCAUUGUCGAAGUCUGGCAACGCGAACAUCCUAAGUGGAUUGUUUUCGCCUCCUGCGAACCCGACGUUCCCUGCAUCACCCCCGGCACCUACGCCAUUGUAGGCGCAGCAUCAGCUCUCGCCGGAGCAACACGAAUGACCGUUUCCAUCGUUGUCAUCAUGUUUGAACUCACUGGUGCUCUCACCUAUGUGCUUCCCAUUAUGAUUGCCGUCAUGAUUGCAAAAUGGGUGGGAGAUGCACUUGGCAAAGCUGGUAUCUACGAAGCGUGGAUCGCGUUUAACGAAUACCCUUUCCUGGAUAAUCGUGACGAUAGGCCCAUUCCUGAUAUCCCGGUUUCGCAAAUCAUGACGAGGACGGAGGAUUUGAUUUCCAUUACUGCUGAAGGCGAUACAAUCGCUUCUCUGCGGAAUCUCCUCAACAACUACAGUUACAGAGGGUUUCCUGUUAUCUCAAACGCUCAAGAUGCAGUAUUACUAGGUUUUAUCUCCAGGACCGAGUUGUCAUUUGCACUAUCCUCGGCCCUCACGACCCGCAACCUUCCCGAAAACUCACCAUGCUUCUUCUCACAUCAGCCUCUUGCAGACGUGAAUCACACACUCGAUCUUCGCCCCUGGAUGGAUCAAACACCAAUCACCCUCAACUCCGCUUGCGGUCUCGAACUAUGCGUGAAUUACUUCCAACGCUUGGGGUUGCGCUACCUAGGGUUCUGCGAUAGAGGUGUGUUGAAGGGAUUGCUUACGAAGAAGGAUGUUUGGUUUGUAAUUAACGGUGGUGAUGAGAGUGGUGGUAGGGAUAGUGGAGAUGAGAACGGGACUGGGAAUGGGAGGACUAGAGGCGUUGGAGGGGGAGUUUUGAGGGAAGGGGAUGAGGGCGAAGAAAGAGGUUUGCUGUAUGAGGGCAGGAGAGGCAGGGAGGAAGUGGAUGGUGAGAUAGGUGAGGAACGAGGGCCGGUGUAG